AUGACAUUUGACAUGAUUGACUACACAGGCAGCAUUAUGGCUCAGGUUUUAGAUGCUGGAGAGGUACUGACUACAGAAAGCAAAGCCACCAUCUCAAGGUUUUUAAAUUGUCUAAGGUCCCUGCAGCAGCCUGAAGUCAUAUCAAUCUUUGAUCUUGCAAAGACUGCCUAUCUACCUGGUCGCACAGAGCAAGUGAUAAAUUUAGUGACAAAGUUACAAUUUGAUGUGAACUUCCCCAUCCCAACAAAUGGAAUGACACUUUUUCUGUGUGCCUGCAUCAGUGGCAGUGCUAGACUUGUGAGUUUUCUUCUGGAUCAAGACGGGGAUGUGACUGUAACCAACAAGGAUGGGGACACUCCUCUCUACCUCGCUACGUUCAAAUGUGCCGGAUCAUCUUGCAGUGACUUCAGACUUAUUCAGACGCUAAUCUCAGUAGGUUGUAAUGUGAAUGCCCAGAAUCACAAGGGGAAUACACCACUACACUGGGCUGCCUCUGAGGGGGAUGUCGAGCUGAUCAAGUUUCUCCUCACCUGCGGAGCGGAUCGUUACAUCAAGAAUAACAUCGGCAUGUAUCCCAUUGGAAUGGCAACUAAUAACGGGCACCUGAGAGCAGGAAAGCAUCUGAAGAUCAGCCUCCCCAACAAUCGAAGCCCAUGGGAUAUGUUUGAGCCCAACACACCCGGCAAGGUAAGACUUGGGUUGAUGCGUCCACAGAGGGAUUGCCUUGCAAUGUCACCAAGACCAAGAAUGAAACUCAACUUCUCUUAG
Messenger RNA from Asterias rubens (European starfish), 768 nucleotides. RefSeq names its product putative ankyrin repeat protein RF_0381. The record is from RefSeq and is a predicted model, not a curated record. Gene Ontology annotation, biological process: protein palmitoylation. Gene Ontology annotation, cellular component: Golgi membrane. NCBI's taxonomy places the organism in Eukaryota, Metazoa, Echinodermata, Asteroidea, Forcipulatida, Asteriidae. Gene Ontology annotation, molecular function: palmitoyltransferase activity; protein binding. The coding region runs from base 1 to 768 and encodes 255 amino acids. The transcript has 8 exons.